AUGGAGCCAGGCAAGCGCGGUGCCACUGAGCUGCACCCGGGCCGACUGUGUCCCUCCGAGAGAGCCGAGUACUGUCCCCUGGAGUGUGGCGGCCCUGGAUCCUGCAGUGGUGGCUGCUGUCCCAGUGGCGUUCACCGUGCCGGUCACGGGGUGCCCAGGGAGAGGCCCCAGCUGCUCACCAGCUUCCAAGGCACAGAAGUCACGACAGGCCAUCCAGAAGAGCCGCACCUGCCACCCACGGUGACACCCAGCCAGCCAAAGGAGGCACCCCAGGACUCGGGCAGCCGAGAGACCACCAGCUCCUCUGCCCUCACACUGGAGACCCCACAGCGGGGUCUGUCACUGCGCCCCCACGUCUGGCUGGCAGAGCGCGUGUUCCGUGGACAUAGCUGGUGUGUUGCUCCGUGGUACAGUACCCCGGGUCUGACUGCUGCCCUCUUCCCUGUGUUCUCUCGCUACCGCCACCCCCUCCGCCACUUCCUGGGGCUGUCCCAGCAGGGAACCCCCGCUUCGCUGGCAAGCCCGGGACGGAGGCUGCGCACUCCCGAGACAUCUGCACCAGCACCGCAGUUCUCCUCACGUGGCCUUCAGCAGGCCGACCGCCCUGGCUCCUCCUCAUCCUCCACCAGGGGCCUGCACAGGCCUCACCGUAUAGCCCGGCCCAGCCUGGAACUCACAGCGAUCCUCCAGCCUCGGCUCCUGAACGCACUCUCUGAACCCACCAGGUGGCCAGUCCUGCCAGAAGUGAGGGCGGCUGCCAUCCUGGGUGUCACCAUCACAUGGCCCAAGGACCGGCUAGCAGCUGCUGGUGACCGAGGAGAAGGGACAGGUGUCUGCAAGACAGCGGGGGGCCCUGCAGCCUCCCAGGAGCCAGGCUGUGAGGCCCCACCAUCAGGCAGCACCGCAGGGGACAGGGCCAGGACCGCCCUCCCUAGGGCUGUCACCCGCCACACCCAGGGAGGAGAGAGGCGGCUUUGUUCGGGGCUUCCGGGUCCUUGGCCCUCACAGGCACCUUGAGCAGACAGCAUGAGACCAGAUGGCCAGCCCCUCCCGGGACCAGUGACAAGGGGUGGCCUCUGGAAGCAAGCUAUCCACGGGGACCUGCUGGGGACCCAGAUGCGAGGAAGGGAGCCUCCUUGCCACACUGAGUAUUUUCCUCUGCUCAUAACUCUGCUAACAAAUAUGAUGUAUUCGGUGUUCUCAAAGCAGCCAUGACCCCUGCACCUGUUUUUAAAGGCCUUAGAAAGUUGUCCAGUUUAAUUAAUACAGUUUCCCACCCCCCAUUAAGACCACAGACACUCUCAGGUGUUGUGGCACACAUCUGUGAUCCCAGCACUCAAGAGGCUGAGGCAGGAGGCUUGCUGCAAA
Messenger RNA from Fukomys damarensis (Damara mole-rat), 1368 nucleotides. RefSeq lists its product as uncharacterized. The transcript is spliced from 8 exons. The coding region runs from base 1 to 1017 and encodes 338 amino acids. The record is from RefSeq and is a predicted model, not a curated record. NCBI's taxonomy places the organism in Eukaryota, Metazoa, Chordata, Mammalia, Rodentia, Bathyergidae.